AUGGGAGCCUACACUAGAACAUUCUCAAUCAAUGCGAUAGUUGCGUUAUUUGUGAAAUUCCCCGUUGUCGCUUACCUCAUUGGGUUUAUGGAGGAUUUCAUCAUCAGCAUAGUCAAGACCGGUCCGAUUCCAAGACACGUUGCCAUGAUCAUGGAUGGGAAUAGGACGUUUGCAAAGAGACACCGUAUGCCCUUGAAAGAGGGCCACUUUGCUGGAGCCAAUGCAUUGGUCAAGGUGAGUGAGUUUCAUUUUUGAAUGCAGCUUGUAAAACUAUUGUACUAACGUGGGGUAGAUUCUUGAAGUUUGCUACAAAAUCGGGAUCGAGCAUGUAUCGAUUUAUGCCUUUUCUUUGGAAAACUUCAACAGACCCAAGGCCGAGGUCGAUACUUUGUUCGGGUUGUUGCGCGACAAGUUGAGAAUGAUUUCACAGUAUGACGACUCCUACGCGAGAUACAACAAGGUAUCGAUCCGGAUUGUCGGUAACAGGAAAUACAUCCCCGAGGAUAUUCUCAAGGAUUUGGAAUGGAUCGAAGAUGUCACGAAAACAAAGAAUGCUUCAAAGGUGUUGAACGUUUGCUUCCCCUAUACGGCACGAGACGAAAUCACCUUUGCGAUCAAGUCGAUUGUGGAGAAAAGAGUACAGGGCGAAAUUGAAAGCCGUGACAAGAUCGGUGCCAAGACGAUCGAGUCGAAUUUCUACUUUGGCGAAGAUGUUCCUCCCUUGGAUAUCUUGGUGAGAACCAGCGGCCAUACCAGAUUGAGCGAUUUCAUGCUCUGGCAAUGUUCAACAGACUGCACAAUCGAGUUCCCCGAGGCUCUAUGGCCAGAUUUUGGCUUUGUUAGCAUCAUGUCGAUCUUGAUGAAAUGGAGCUACUACAAAACCUUGCAAUUAGAAGAGCUCACUAUGAGAGGCAAAGAAUCUGAAGUGCAAGAGGCAGCAGUGCCUGUUUUGUUGAAAGCUUUACCUCAAGCUCCACCAGUUGCUACCGUUGCUAACAAGUAA
This is a messenger RNA of Lodderomyces beijingensis, 1003 nucleotides long. NCBI's taxonomy places the organism in Eukaryota, Fungi, Ascomycota, Pichiomycetes, Serinales, Debaryomycetaceae. The record is from the annotation of a GenBank genome assembly.